Echinostoma caproni is the source of this 612-nucleotide messenger RNA. NCBI's taxonomy places the organism in Eukaryota, Metazoa, Platyhelminthes, Trematoda, Plagiorchiida, Echinostomatidae. The record is from the annotation of a GenBank genome assembly.
GAUCCCGUGCCCUCCGACGACAUCUCACAGCGACGACCGUCACUCACGUUUAGCUCACCGGAGCUGAACGUUGUACCACUUAAGCCUGCAAGCGUGGCUGCUACAAAUCCUAUACCGUGGCGUCUAAUACCACUGGAUAUGAGCGUGAAAAUUCCAUAUCCCUUGAUGCAACUUCCAAUUGAUGGUCUACCACAUCGAUUUGAAGACCCUAGGUUACGAGGUCAGCUAACUGCGUUCAGAGCACACUUGAAGCCCACAGUCCAAUUAGAUGAAAUUGGUGGACCGAAUGCAAAGACCACAGAGGUUGACUCACAGUCCGAACCAAUCGACCAAACACCAUCGGAAAUCCAAAAGACGGAGCCAGCACAGCGUCGACCAUUUAAAUUACAACUUAACGAAAUGGCGAGCACAUUCAGUGCUAGCAGUUUCACUCCAGUCACCUCCACAAAUCGCUCAGGUGAUCGGUCUUAUCUCGACGAUCCUCGUUUUCGUAGGAGACGAAUCGUUACGUGUGCGGCAGCUCCGACUGCAGCACAGGAUACCGUAACGACGAGCGUUUCCGACAACUUGGUAGAUCAUGAAAAGAACAACCCGUGUGAGGUUCACUCAUAG